Molecule: messenger RNA, 1385 nt
Organism: Microbotryum saponariae
Lineage: Eukaryota; Fungi; Basidiomycota; Microbotryomycetes; Microbotryales; Microbotryaceae
Source: the annotation of a GenBank genome assembly
AUGUCGCACACCCUACUACCUCGGUCACUGCAGAUGAUGACCACGCGACACAUCCUCAACGCCAGCACCUUGCCCUCAAUACCUCGCUACCGUCCUCAUCGAUCGCUGCCGUCUCUCAACCCGAUCCGCCUGCGAGCAUACCAGACCAAAGUCAUACCUACUACAACGAGCAAUGAGCUGGCUCCCAUAACCAUAGCUCCACAACAUCCUCUACCUCCUUGGGCAAACAAAUUACCAAAAGCUCUACGAUGGACUCAUCCCUACGUUUCGCUGGCGAGGAUGGACAAACCGAUUGGCACCUGGCUGUUAUACUGGCCGUGUGGUAGCUCAACUCCCGACUCAAGCCAUCACAUGCGAGACAAUUUGUACUCAUCCGGCCUGAUCUGCUUAUCACAGCUUGGAGCUUGACCAUGGCCGCCUAUUCGUCGGCGUUACCACCCCUAUCCUUAACUUGGAACUUGGCCCUCUUCGGCACCGGAGCUUUGAUUAUGCGCGGUGCAGGGUGUACGAUCAAUGAUCUAUGGGAUCGUGAUAUAGAUCCGAAAGUCGGUCAGUACACUUCCUUCCCGCUCCCGUGCCGAAGGACCCUUUUGGUCUUUUGCUUAAAUUGCCGCGCCACUGCACGCCAGAACGAACCAAACUUCGUCCACUAGCUUCGGGAGAAAUUCGUCCGUUUCAAGCAUUUUCCUUCUUGGGACUACAACUUUCGGUCGGGCUGGGUAUUCUGACCCAACUCAACUGGUACAGGUGCGUCCCGAAUUGUCAUCAUCCCCCGAGCCUCAGUGAAGCCUCACCGAGCUGAAAACCCCUCUUUUGGACACAGCAUCAGUCUCGGAGCCUCGUCUCUCUCGCUCGUCGUCCUCUACCCCCUCAUGAAACGUAUCACCUACUGGCCACAGCUUGUCCUCGGACUCGCAUUCAAUUGGGGUGCUCUUCUCGGAUCCUCCGCAAUCCUUAACCACGUCGACCUCCCCGUCGCCCUCCCCCUUUACGUCGGUUCAGUCGCCUGGACGAUCGCCUAUGACACCAUCUACGCCCAUCAGGAUAAAGUCGAUGAUGUCGAUACGGGAGUCAAAUCAACGGCUCUGUUGUUUGGUCAACAGACUAAACCCAUCUUGACGGGAUUUUCUACCGUUUUCGUGGGACUCUUAGCCACCUCGGGAUGGAUGAAUGGACAAGGACUUGGCUUUUGGACGUUGAGUGUGGGGGGAGCGGCAUGGCAUCUCUUCAAUCAAAUCAGAAAGGUCGAUUUGGAUUCGAGGCAGAGUUGUUGGGAGACGUUCGCUAGUAAUCGCAAUCUGGGGGCGAUCGUGUGGAGUGGGCUGAUGCUCGAUUAUACGGCCAUGAUGCUCGAUAUUGAUCCAACGUUGGCUUCGGCUCUGUAA